AUGGCCGAGGAGUUCGUUUGGGACGAAGCAGCGGACGCAGCGCAGCCAGGCGGGCGUCGGGACCCACGCGGCUUUGGAUUCGGCGAGCGACCUUGCUUUGAAGCUGAUCACCCGCUCAAGGUGAUCACGACGUGCCCACCCGGUCUAGAUUUUGAGUUCUGCAGCAAAUGCAAUUUUAAAGGAAAAGGACCCGCCUGUCCUUCUCCGGCAGUUCGUUUGGCCCAGGCCUUCGAUCUGCUGAAAGUUUCCGAUCUAGGGGGAUGUCCAGGCUGCCGGCGGAGCAGAGCCGAUAACCCUCCCUUCCGGCGCGUUCCCCUGAGACUUGGCCUCCGCAACCUGUCCUGCCAGCCGCGGAGCAAAGUGCUCUGCCGCCCGCGCGAGUGCGCCCCGGGGCCUCGCAGCUGCCGGGCGUCCCCGCCAUCCACCCCGGGCCCCGCGCCAUCACCGCGGCGAGGGAAGAAGCUCGGAGGCACCAUCCCGGGGCUCUGCGCCGUCCGCUCUCCGGGAUCCUGGCGGCUCACGGACAAAGCUGCCCCUCGCCCCCCCUUCCUCCCAUACCGGCCCCCUCCCCUGCUCUGGCCGCCCGCUGCGAUCCUUUGGGGGCUGUGGCUAAGUGGGGAACCGCCGACCCGCGAUCCGAAACGCGCCUUUGCGGCCGCCGGGCGCAUCCUGUGGCCUCUUGCGCGGCCACCGGGACGCGGCGCGAAGCGGUCUGGAGGGCGAGUCCUUCUGCGGUCCCACCUCUCCCGCCCCGUCCCUGACACUGGGAACCAGAGCGGGGAGGGGCGGGUGUUUCUCUGUGGGGGAGUAGGGAAGAAGCUAGGCGGCCAUGGUCGCGCGGACACGAUCACCGGCUUCACAGACCAGGCGACCCAAGACGAAUCUGCAGCCGAAACAGGCCAGAGCUUCCUGUUCGACGUGUCCAGCCUUAACGACGCAGACGAGGUGGUGGGUGCAGAGCUGCGCGUGCUGCGCCGGGGAUCUCCAGAGGCGGGCCCAGGCAGCUCGACUUCCCCGCCGCUGCUGCUGCUGUCCACGUGCCCAGGCGCCGCCCGAGCGCCACGCCUGCUGUACUCGCGGGCAGCUGAGCCCCUGGUCGGUCAGCGAUGGGAGGUGUUCGACGUGGCGGACGCCAUGAGGCGCCACCGUCGUGAACCGCGCCCCCCCCGCGCGUUCUGCCUCUUGCUUCGCGCAGUGACAGGCCCUGUGCGGAGCCCUUUGGCACUGCGGCGUUUGGGCUUCGGCUGGCCGGGCGGAGGGGGCUCUGCGCUAGAGGAGCGCGCGCUGCUAGUCGUCUCCUCCCGCACGCAGAGGAAGGAGAGCUUGUUCCGGGAGAUGCGCGCCCAGGCCCGCGCACUCGGGGCCGCUCUGGCGGCACAGCCGCCGCCAGACCCAGGAACCGGCACCGGGUCGCCAAGGGCAGUCACUGCGGGCCGCAGACGGAGGAGGACGGCUUUGGCCGGGACGCGGACAGCGCAAGGCAGCGGCGGGGGCGCGGGCCGGGGCCACGGACGCAGGGGCCGGAGCCGCUGCAGCCGUAAGCCGCUGCACGUGGACUUCAAGGAGCUCGGCUGGGACGACUGGAUCAUUGCGCCGCUAGACUACGAAGCGUACCACUGCGAGGGCGUUUGCGACUUCCCUCUGCGCUCGCACCUCGAGCCCACCAACCACGCAAUCAUUCAGACGCUGCUCAACUCCAUGGCGCCAGACGCGGCGCCGGCCUCCUGCUGUGUGCCCGCGCGCCUCAGCCCCAUCAGCAUCCUCUACAUUGACGCCGCCAACAAUGUUGUCUACAAGCAAUACGAGGACAUGGUGGUGGAGGCCUGCGGCUGCAGGUAGCGCGCGGGCCGGGGACGGGGCAGCCGCGCGGCCGAGGACCCCCAGCUGAUGAGCAGCA
Mandrillus leucophaeus (drill) is the source of this 1897-nucleotide messenger RNA. It is a transcript of the gene GDF7, whose product is annotated as growth differentiation factor 7. The transcript has 5 exons. The coding region runs from base 1 to 1839 and encodes 612 amino acids. Gene Ontology annotation, molecular function: cytokine activity; growth factor activity. Gene Ontology annotation, cellular component: extracellular region. Gene Ontology annotation, biological process: SMAD protein signal transduction; BMP signaling pathway. The record is from RefSeq and is a predicted model, not a curated record. Lineage: Eukaryota; Metazoa; Chordata; Mammalia; Primates; Cercopithecidae.